UGGGCAAUGUCUCGUAAAAUUGACGGUUCCUACCGCUCCUAACCUCCCCGGUAAACCCCCUCACUCGGCCCCGACCCGAACACACUCUCCACCCACCCAUUUAAUUGCACUUCACAAACUGAUUUUGACUUGAACCUUGGGGUAUAUUGACAUUCUUCAACAUUAUAGGUCCUAUUUUCAUAUUAAAAAUUGAAAGUUUUAUUUUCUAUACUCCGUAUAAAGCAUAGUUGAGUAAUUCCCCCCUUUUUUGUACUCCUAGAGUGUAAAACCUGUUCAGAUUUAAGGAAUGCAUCAACAUGUUGGUGCGAUCGUUUUGGGCAGGGCAACUCAUUUCUCAGCUCAAUUUGACGUUUUGGAAGCUGGAUUGGGCAAGAAUCGCAGGUCAACCCUCACGGGUCACUGUUCACCUGCGACAUUUGAAUGUUGAAAUCACCUCGGUUCAAGCUUGUUUGAAGGCAUAUUUUUGGGGGAUUAUGGGCGACAUGGGAUGCUCUCUCAACACCUUAGAUUGGAUUUCCAUUCCAAUUCAAAGAGAUUGUGAUUUGAGCAAAAUUUGGGUUCUUCGUCACUUUUCACAGCGCUGAAUUGAACCCCAGCUUCAUGUGCCAACAUUGAGGUUGAGCAGCAGGCAACAGCCCAAAGCACAAUCAUUACCAAUUGCAAUGUAACAAAGCUAAAGAGAAAAGAAUCAGCUAAGAUGGGAGACUACCUGAAUAAGCUGCUCAGCCGUUU
This is a messenger RNA of Cuscuta campestris, 732 nucleotides long. The record is from the annotation of a GenBank genome assembly. NCBI's taxonomy places the organism in Eukaryota, Viridiplantae, Streptophyta, Magnoliopsida, Solanales, Convolvulaceae.